This is a messenger RNA of Arctia plantaginis, 1659 nucleotides long. NCBI's taxonomy places the organism in Eukaryota, Metazoa, Arthropoda, Insecta, Lepidoptera, Erebidae. The record is from the annotation of a GenBank genome assembly.
AUGGAUAAAAUCAAAACUAGGGUUUUGAAAUCAAAAUCGUCAAACACAACCAUAUCCAGAGACAGUAAAAAACAGGAUAAAAAAAGUCGUAGUAACGCUGAAAUUCAGCCAUUAUCUUUCAAGAAACGAGGUGUUUAUGUUGAGAAAAAAUCGACUAAAACAUCCAUGACUGAGGAUAUUGAAAACACACCAAAGAAACCAAAAGUUAUACCACGUCCAGGCAAGAAACGGUUCCUUGACUCAAUUCUAACCAUUUUAUCUAAAUCCACUACGGGUACCCAAUUUCCAGAAAUGUCUGAUAAGAAUAACAAGAUCAAAAUGAAGAAGAAGAAACUCCACGAACAAAAUUUAAUCGGGGAUCUAAACACUAUAAAGAAACAACCCAAAUACAGAUCAAGAGUUUUGAACGUGUAUAAAGAUUUAGAUAUGGAUAAAGUUGUCGUACUUCAGUCUAAAAAAGAAAUUAUUCAGACUCCAUCAAAUUAUUCACAGAGAAGUAAAGACAGGGAAUCUAUUAAAUGGUCAGAUAUGAUACCUCCACAAAAGACAGACAGUGAUGUAACAGUUGUUCACACGGAUGCGAAAGACCAACAACUAUCUCUAAUAGACCACAUCGAAUACGGGAACGAAGUAAACGAAAGAAAUGACACUCGUAUUCGCAAUAAUAAUGAACCAAUAACACUAAUUGCUAAGGAAGAGCAGAAAGAUAACAAUAAAUUGUAUGACUUUUUUGUUGAUCUCCUUGAAUCUACAUUUAAUGUGUACAACGCAACCGAACAGAAAACAGAACCUGCAGCGAGCAGCAAAUCAUCUAAAUUGGUUUUGGAACCCCACGGAUCGGAGGAUAAUAAAUUCAAUACUGAAAAUAUUAUAGAUUAUAACGUCAUUGAUAAUAAAUUUAAUAUCGAAAAUGUUAUAGAUUAUAAUGGCAUUAAUAAUGAAUUCAAUAUGGAAAAUGAAUACAAUGACAUCGAAGAUACACGGAAUGAAGAAAGAAAAACUAAACAGGAGUAUUUAAUAAGUGAUGAUUGGGACAACACUCUACUAGACGACGUUCCAUCUUUAUCUCUUCGAGAUAUUUGUCCAGAACAACCUUUAACAGCACCAAAAGUUAAACGAAAACUUAAAUCUGAGUCGUUUUCGUACAAAAAGAAAAAUGUACCACCGGUCACCAGGAGUUUUAUAUACCAGAAUGUAAACACGCCCCCUAAGAAAAGCAGUAAGAAAGGUAGGAAGAAGAAUUUACUAAAUUUAUUAAUAGAACAAUUACAAAUGGAAGCUAACAGGUUCGAGCCUCCAAAAAAUUUCUUUGAAUCUCUGCAAAUGAUGGCUAAAUAUAAAAAUCGUUGUCAAAAGUCCAUACAUUUUGAGGAGUCUGCUAAAAAGGUGAGUGAAGGGAGUGUGUAUGAUUGUAUGUACAAACGAUGUCGAGUACUCUCAACCACCAGCAAGAACUCUUCCAAAUCUGCGGCGACCAGGAUUGGAUCGUUCCGUUCCUUCUCUCACAAGUCAACUCUGUACAGUAGAAGUAAGUCUCGAAUAGAUUAUCGUCUGGAUAACGAUGCUGCAUCACGUCUGUCAUUGGCCGUCUAUACUUUUGAAGGAAAUCAACAGCCAAUGGUUACCAGAGAAAAGCAAAAAAAAGGAAGUCACUUAUGA